Symbiodinium natans is the source of this 2637-nucleotide messenger RNA. The record is from the annotation of a GenBank genome assembly. NCBI's taxonomy places the organism in Eukaryota, Dinophyceae, Suessiales, Symbiodiniaceae.
AUGGAGGACCCUGGUCCUGGUGCGCGAAUACUUCAGCUGGCAGAAGAGCUGAACAAGUAUUGCCGAGAAGGGACUAAGGGUCCUGCGCGGACUGCUGAAGAGGGUUUUGCAAUCUGCCGUGCGGAAUUGCGGACUAUGUUAACCCAAAGCUCGACCUCACAAAGUUCAAGUAUCAGCGCAGGGGCGCUGCGCGGACUUAACGACAUUCUUUAUGCCGAGCUAGAGCAAAUGUGGGACACUCAGUUGCCGAACGUAUUGGAGCAGACGACACAGCCCAAGCUACGGUCCAUCAUCUCGACAGCAGUUGAGGCAAACUGCUGGCUGCUAGUCGCAGGAGGUGCAGAUGGUGGGCAUGUGCUGCUUGAGGAGGUGUCCAAGACUCUCGAGAAGCAACCGAUCAUCAUCGUGAUCGAUGCGCCGAAGCGCGAUCGGUACACCAGCACGAAGUUCUAUGCCAAGAUUCCGGGAAUGGACUCGAAUCCUGAGGUCCAAUCAAAAGUCGAGGCUGCUCUGAGGGAGGGCCAAGCCAUGACUGCGGACCUCGAGAAGAACUGCUGCGGACUGGGCGAGCAAUGUCCGCCUCAUGUGCAUCUGAGAACUGCCUUCUGGGAUGAGGAUGGCUUGAAAAAGGGUUGGGAAGCCACUUCUAAGAACAGCGCGGGAGCUGAAACAGUUAGCUGGACGCAGUGGCUGUUUCGGGGAGGCACACACUAUAUCCUGACCGAGUCCCCGCAGUUUUGGGAGUUGGACUUUGGCUCGCAGGCCAUCAUCGGCUCCAUCGUCAUAGGCGGAGGGCGUGGAACACUGAAUUCCAUCCUGGACAUGAUCCGUAAGGGGACCCCGCUCAUCGUGCUGGCGGACACGGGGCGAGUUUGCCAGAGAUUCGCCCACAUCCACGAAACGGCACUUCGCCUGGCCUGGCCAGAUCACCUUGAAUGCCAGAGCGAUGUCGCCACAGGCAAGCCCGGAAACCUUCGCAGGAACGGGCGCCGGCCAUCAGACGUGAACAGGCAACUCAGGUCUGAUGUGCUCGCCAGAAAGUGCCCUACUGAGAAGCCUCUGCCCUCGGAUUUCCGAGAACAACUGGAAAUCGAGUUGCAGAAACUGAGUGCCAGUACGGACACGGACACGUGGACACCAGGUGAUUUGGGACAACUUGCGAAGCUUUAUACAGACCGGUGGCAUCAAAUCGUGCAGCGUUGUGUCGUGCUCAGCCCGUUGGACAGCGCCAACAGAUAUCGCAUGCAGGAUGACGUCGCGAUGUGCAUAGGCAAUGCGAUGUUCCUUCCUAGCAACGAGCUGGAGGAGACGGUUGACCAAGAAACGGUGGACCAGGCUUGGUCGGAUCACGACCACCUGACAGCCCUGGCCAAAUCUCAGAAGUGGUAUGCCGAUCGCUUGGCCCUGCUCUUGGUUCUUCUGACGCUGGCUUCCCAGAUAGUGGCUCUGAUGACAACGCAAAACGACAAGCAGAGCCAGCUGGCGCAAAGUCUCGUCGCCCAGCUGCGGAAUGUUACAGAUUCAGAAGUUCAGGAGAUCUUGAGCGGAGAGAUCCUGUACACGCUUCCGCCCAUAGUUGUCCCAUGGCUGUUGCCGGUGCUUGCUGGACUUGGCUCGCUUCUGACGGCUAUGACGCUGCGCUUCGAGUGGUUCCAAAGGUGGGGAAGACUUGCAGGAGCAGCGGCGCAACUGAAGUCUCACAUCUUUCAGUUCCGCGCGCAUGUGGGAAUCUACAGGCUGAGAGGCCGACUGCACGACGAGGACUUGCUGGAUGAGGUGACGCCACCACAAGGGAACCCGGAGGCUCAUGCGCGCCAUCUGUUUGUGCAGCGGUGCGAAGAGAUCGUGCGUGGAGUGGGUUCACUGGGCCUUCCUGGACAGCACUUCAGCACCCCGCCUUUUCUGAGGAAGCAUGUGAGGCGACUCUGGCGGGGCUGUUGCUGCCUCUGCCCAGAUUCAGACAUCGAGUCGCAACGGGCUCGACCGUCUCAGAGUCGGAUCCAACCAGCGCAGUCCGAGGACUCGGAGAAGAAGAGGAGGCAGAGUGCAGAGAAGUCCCGGCCUGCGAAGCAGGAUUCUUCCAUGAAGCCCAAAGCCAAGCCGGACACGGAGACCGGUGCAACGUGGUGUUUUGGCCUUGGAAAGGUCCCAGAAGCUAAGGCGAGAGAUUCCGCUGAGCACACAGAGAGACGAAGCGAGUGCCUCUCUGUCGAUGACUAUGUGAAGCUUCGCUUAGAGCCAUGUCUUCAAGAAAUGGAGGAGGAUGUGGCAAAUUUGACCUUCGUCGUCAAAAUGAUGGACUUCCUCAACAUCACUGGAGGUGUCACUGCUACAACCCUGGCCACUUUCGGGUACCCCUUCUGGACUGCAGUUCUGGUAGCAGUGGAGGUGGCGCUCCAGGCAUGUCGGAAGCACUUCUCCUGGACAGCCCGGCUCAAUGCGGCCAUCGCAGCAGUGGAGGAGCUGAAGUGCAGAUGCCUGGACUGGAAGUCCAAGGGCCCACUUCCCAAAAGGCUGCCACGGAUUCUGCAGCGGAUUGUGAUGAGCACGGAGCACGCGUACCUCCAGAAGGUCAGUGCGGCUGCGGCGGGCAGCUCCGUGGUGCAGCAGAAAUCUGCACGCACGCAGGACGUCUAA